Messenger RNA from Maniola jurtina (meadow brown), 16814 nucleotides. It is a transcript of the gene trx, whose product is annotated as histone-lysine N-methyltransferase trithorax. The coding region runs from base 815 to 14044 and encodes 4409 amino acids. The record is from RefSeq and is a predicted model, not a curated record. Gene Ontology annotation, cellular component: histone methyltransferase complex; nucleus. Gene Ontology annotation, biological process: positive regulation of DNA-templated transcription. Gene Ontology annotation, molecular function: protein binding; DNA-binding transcription factor activity; sequence-specific DNA binding. Lineage: Eukaryota; Metazoa; Arthropoda; Insecta; Lepidoptera; Nymphalidae. The transcript has 13 exons.
CAUAAAAUUUAUAACUGCUCCAAAAACAUGUCAAUUUAAAUGCUACGGAUAGCGAUUCGGUAUAAUCACAUCAAUCAUAAAAUAAUGACCGUGGAGCACUGAGCAGUCGCGCAGAUUGAUGAAAACAUUACAUUUUUAUUGAUAAAAAACGGCGAAGAGUGAGUGAAGUGGCGCGUCUAUGCAGAUAGUUACCAUAUAGAGCAAGACGUAGCGAACGACAUCGGACAUGUUUGUUUUCAUACCGGUCCGAAUUAACGUCGCGAUUGGUUCAAAAUCCAUAACUGGCCUCUGGGAGCCAGGUGUCGUUCACACCGCGGCCUCGCGCGCCUCGUCUCGUUAAUCACUCGUGUUCGCUAUUGUUAUAGCGCGUCGUACAGCCAUCUUUGUCAAAUUACAAGCGAUUCAUUUCAAUAAUUCGGUUGUGCUAUCAAAUGGAACAAAACGCAGAUACUAUUACCGAUGCGUCGUGCGAUAGAAUCGAGUGCAUUACUACAUUCUCUUUUGUUUUAUCGUUGACGCUACGCUGAAUGGAAGCAUUACGACGGCGUUAACGAUCAGUCUACCAUUAAAAUGAUGGAUGAUGUCGUCCUUUGCAAAAACUGUGUAAAGUGUUCGUUUCAAUAAACAAUGUGAAGGGUGCUAUUUGUAUUUAUGUUUGACUGUGUAUAUGAAGAGAACUGCGUCGUAAUUUGUCGUACACAUUGCAUAAAUGAGUGGAAUGGCGUUGCGGAGCGCGCGGGCCCGAGCAUGCGCGCCAGUUUCCUUGCGACCGCUGGGAACACACUGAGUGUCCUUCGUUUACGUGCAUAUCAAAAUGGGAAGGUCUAGGUUCCCCGGUAAACCCCUCAAAUUCCAGAACAGAAAACGUAUCAGUGUCCUAUCGGGGGCCGUCUACCAUGAAACUACUCCUGAGAACCAUUCCGCAAGCCGUAGCUCGGCCACCAAUGAUUUUGUUGGGGAGAAAGAGGAAGAAGAAAAGAAGGAAAACAACAGUGAGAAUGAGGCAAAUGCAACCAGUGAAGAUAAAACUACCAACGGUAUAGACAAGAACAAUCCUGAUAAUCAAGACAAGGACUCAGCUAAAUCCCCUGUCCGUACUAGGUCUCAGAAUAAAAUGGAACCACUAAAAAAUGAUAAACCAAAACCAGUGAAGAAAACUGUGACAUUUGGUACCGUAGAGAGCUGUGAAGAUAUUUUCUUACCACUGAAAAAGGUUCCAAUAAAACAUCAUGCACCUCUAGUUUCUAUUAUCAAAAAGAAAUCUUCACUUAAACAAACUGAAUAUUCUACAUUUAACAGUAUACUGAAGCCUGCAAAGCUGACAGAUUUAAGCUCUAAAUCUUCAUCGGAACAUCAAGAGGGGUACUUGAGGAAGAACUUAAACCCUCUCUCAAAACCUACAAACAAGUUUUCACAGUUUACUGAGACCCGUAGCACAUCUCCCCCACCCAGAAAUCUUUCUCCAACGGAAAAAGAAAGUGGAAAUUCAGCUAAAUUCGUACUCCCAGUGAGAAGCAGUCACUCCUCGCGAGUAAUUAAGCCUAACAAUAAAUUUAUUGAUGGUGACGAACAAGCAAUAGUUCCCAGUAGUGUAUCCUCUGGCAAAGUCCUCAAGAAACCAAAACUAAAGAGACUCGUCUUCAAUAAUCUUCACAACGACGAGGAUACGCCAGAGGAAGAGGAAUUGGACAAAACCAAUGACAGUGAAAAAGCAAGAGACAAGCACUCGCUUGCUUCAAAUAUUUUCAAAGAUAAGACAACAAAUUCAUUUUCUAAUAUCAGCAGCACAGGCUCUAGGAAAGUAGUACGAGAUUUCUUUUCGUAUGAAGAAAGGGAUAAAUCAUAUUCUCCAGAUGAAAAUUCAAAUGUGGAAAGUCUUGAAAAGUUGAAAUCUCCGGAAAUAAAUAAAGAAGAACGAUCGGGGCAUGCUAUGAGAAAGCUUAUGGACAUUUCAGACGCAAGCAAUUCAACUAGCAGUAGUGGGUCUGAGUCUGAAGAGAGUUGGGAGAGUGAGAGUCUUGAAGGAAGUGGCGAGGAAGGAGAGAAGCAGCCACCGGCAAGUCCUGAAAAGGACAAGUCUUCUGCGUCACAGUUACUCAGUGGAAAGGUCAUCAUAAGAGAGGCAAGGCUGCAGUUAACAACACCUGCACCGUCUACAGCUGGGCUCGAUGGACCUUUCUCUGCACUGACAACAGUUUCAUCAAAUAACCCUCCAGCAACUGUGACAUGUGGAGUCUGUGGGGCGGUACGGUUCUACAGAUUUGUGCGACAAGCUCGCAAGUUUGGCAUUUACUCGUGCGAGUCGUGCCGCAAGUUCAUCUCCAAGUUGCUGAAGAAAGACAAAAUGGUGCUGCGGACGUCACCUGUGGUCACACAUUGUGUUAGGGGUGAAGGUAACUGCCAUGUUCCUCCAGUUGUUCGAUCACAACAGUGGAAGCUUCUGAAAUGCACAAACAAAUCUCGUUGCCCAGCUUGUUGGCUGAAAUUAUGUCUAAAGGCUUUCCAAGUACCUCCGCACAUAAGAGCCACAUUAACUGCUAUGCUACCUCCUUACAUGAGGAGUACAUCCAAGCCUGCAGGGCCGUUAGCGCAAGCCCACCCCCUAAGAAUAGGGGCCAGUAAUGCAACUUCUACUCAAUCAGCAUUCAAUAUGUUGGGAACUGAAAAUGAGAACAACAUAUUUGCAGUAAAAACAACAAAGAAAUCUUCUGAGGACAUUGAAAAACCUGAGGAGAAGGACGCUAAACUGCAGAAAGAUCAAGAAGCGGAUGAGGAGAACAAUGAAGAUUUCAGUACCAAUAGAAAGCGUCGUCUAACCAGGAUUAAAGUCCGCAAGAAAGAUAAAGGCGAAUCCAAACAGGCGGAAGAUCCCAAACGCCAGAAAAUGGAACUCAAAGGCCCCAGGGUUAAACACGUCUGUAGAAGUGCUUCCAUUGUACUUGGCCAACCAAUUGCAACAUUCCCUACUCCAGAAGAGAGAGAGAAGAAUGAUAAACCUAUCUCAACGGAUGAAGAUGGUAAUAUUAUGCCUGUGGAAGAAAAAGAUAGAGUCACCCCAGACUUGUUCAGCUGUGGUUCUGAAGUUGACUCUGAGAAUAAACCACAAGUUGUUCCAGAAGUUUCUACUAAGGAGAAUGAUCCAGAAGUCCAGACUGAGCCUAAGAAGAGGAAGAUGGAAGUUGUGACAAAACAGAGCAAAGAUUCAAGCGAGGAUGAAACAAUUAUGGAUAUUGUACCAAGAAAAUCAACUUUGAAACCAUUCACAAAUAUAACAAACGUCCGAGGACGCGCUCAAAAAUGUGGCCAAAAUCGGCCGGAAUUGAUUUGCGUCGAUUUUUGGGAAAGCUACGACCCAGAUGAAGUGUGCAACUCUGGCUUUGGUCUCAUCGGCACUAUACCUUUCACUAUCGCCAAACUAUGUUUCUUGUGUGGAAGUGCUGGCAAAGAGAAGAUGCUAGUAUGCGGCAGCUGCUGCGAGUGGUACCACGUGUGGUGCGCGGAGGAGGCCGGCGGCGGCGGCGCGUGGACGUGCGCGCGCUGCGUGUGGUGCGCGGCGUGCGCGCGCCCGGCCGCGCGCCUGCGCUGCCGCUCGUGCGCGCGCCCCUACCACGCCGCGUGCCUGCCCGCCGCGCCGCCCGACCAUCGCAGUGACUGGCCACAGAUCUGCAGUUCAUGUUUGAAGUGCAAGAGUUGCGACAGCAACCGAGUGAAUAAGUUCGUGGGAAGCCUGCCUUUCUGCAGACCCUGCUUCAAGCUCCGUCAAAAGGGCAACUACUGUCCGCUUUGCCAAGCUUGUUACCGAGACAAUGAUUUUGAUAGCAAGAUGAUGGAAUGUGGUUGGUGCGCGCGAUGGGUGCACGCGAGCUGCGAAGGCUUGUCCGGGGAAGGCUAUCAGCUCCUGUCCGCUUUGCCGCCAUCGAUCGAGUACAUUUGCUGCAAGUGCAUGCCAAAUGAUCCGCCGUGGCGGAAAAUGCUCACUGAUCAUCUCAAGGGAAGACUUUUACACCUACUCAAAUUACUUGCUAAAAAUAAAAAGGCUUGUGCACUUUUGAAAUUGACACCCCACAAGAAUACACCGGUGCCCAAUAAACCCUACAGGCUCAUGUCUCCUCAGGCUAUUAGAAAACUACACUUCGACAGUGGCGACGAAUCAUUGAAGAAUACUACAGAAACUAAAGUUUACCGAAACACUGCAAGAGGGCGCCGAAACAACAAUCUUCCGCAAAAUAAAUUUGACGACCCAAACGCGUUUCAAAUAUGGCACUGCUCUUCCUUGAUGACUGAUGUGGAUAUGGAAAAGGAAGAAAUUCCACACACUUUGCAUAAAGUUGUCAAUCUCCAAGAGCCCUUAAUGCAAAAUAAAGAAAUAUGUUUCUCAACUGGCCUUUACAACAAUAAAACAGAGUUCAACAUGCCUUGUGUAGAAGUUCAUGAAAAUAAUCCCCCCCAAAACAAACCAGAGAAGGCAACUACCAUGUUACCAACUACUCUGCACGACGACAAGUAUGAGCCGAUAUCUGACGAUGAAGAGCCCACAACGAGCUUCCCUCAAGCUCGCAGUGAACAAGAGCUGAGCCCAGCAAUCAUAAGGCAAUCAAGCAUAUCUAUUGAAGAUACCACUCUUGAAGAUAUCAAUAGAAUUCUGUCGCCAUCAUUGCUUGAUAUAAAGAAAAGAGUAAACAGUGAUGAAUACAUUUCUCUUAAAGACUUCAAUCAUGAUAUGAAAGAUGUCAUCGAAAGGACAGCAAGUGUAGACCUCCAGUCGAUUUAUAAGGACUUGUUUUCAGAGACCUUUCCUUGGUUUGACUGUGAAAACAAUUGUCUUCAACCUAACUUAGAAGUUGAAGGUGAGCUGGAAGAUUCUGAUUCCUUGAAAGAUGUAGAAAUGGCAGACACUAAAGGUAUGAAAAUAACCGCCCAAGUGGAACGGCCGCUCGACCAACUAGUGCCCAAACUCGAAUCUGAAGGAGAGCGAGAAGAAGAAGAACUAUUAGAAUUCUAUCCUGUUGUUGACUCGCGAAUUUGCGUGCUUUGCAAAAGUACUGGCGAUGGACCACCAGCUAUGGAAGGAAGGCUGCUCUAUUGUGGACAAAAUGACUGGAUUCAUGCUAACUGUGCAUUAUGGUCUGCAGAAGUAUUUGAAGAAAUUGAUGGUUCUCUUCAAAAUGUUCAUUCUGCAAUAUCAAGAGGAAAAAUGAUCAAAUGUGCCGAAUGUGAGGUUAAAGGAGCGAGUGUGGGUUGCUGUGCGAAGAACUGCAGCGAGACAUAUCAUUAUGCCUGUGCAAGGAAAGCAAGCUGUGCAUUUAUGGAUGACAAACGAGUAUUCUGUCCUACUCAUGGAAAAGACAUUCCAAAAAAGAGCUUACAAAAAGAUGCAGACUUUGAACUAACAAGACCAGUUUAUGUUGAGCUAGAUAAGAAAAAGAAACGAUACAGUGAAAUAAAUAAAGUACAAUUUCUGAUGGGUUCCUUGACAGUCCAUAGUCUUGGCAAAAUAGUGCCAUCUGUCUCUGAUUAUGAAGAAUUUUUGAUGCCAGUAGAUUUUUCUUGCAGUCGACUGUUUUGGUCAUGCAAGAAACCCACUAAAAUUGUGAGGUACACAAUAAAAACAAAACUUAUACUUGCAGAGCCGAUGCCUGGUUUUGAUUUUGGUGUGAAUAUAACUGUCGAUCACACCAUGGACAUCCAAGUUGUCGAGCGUGUUAUCGCGGAGAUAGGAGCGUGGCACGAGAGCUUAGAAGCUGGCUCUGGUAAAACAGUGUGCAUGCUCAAAAGUGAUAAGUCUCCGAUCAAGUUUGGAAAUACAGUAACUUUGGAAGAUCUGGCUGUUAAGCAAGUUGUUGAGUACUUAUUAGACAACGUUUGCAAGCAAGAGCAACAAGAUGAAGAAGAGCCUCAAAAUACUGCCGAUCUUCUCCCACCCGAAGUGAAAGACGCCAUAUUCGAAGACCUCAAUCAUGAUCUUUUAGAUGGCAUAUCUAUGCAAGACAUUUUUCCCAAGCUAAUGUCGUACGAAGAUCUCAUUGCAAUGGAUUUAAAAAGUGAAUUCUAUGGAGCCAUAGCUCAAUCUGAUGAUAGGUCAGAUUCUCGCUCGAAUGACUUUAUUGAUGAAUUAUUAAAUGCACGAUUAGAAUCAGGUAACAAAGAAUUAAAAAGAAGUAAGUCAGAGAUGCUCUUACAAAACCAUAAUCUUAAAACCUUAACAACUGGAAGAGGACAGCAAAGGUCCACAAGUUUGACUUGGAAUAAUAAGUUUGACACAAGCUUAUUGACAUCUACUAUAAAAAGAUGCAAAAUGGGAAAAUCUUCAACAGUUACUGGCAAACUUAGCCCUAUUCAAAGAGUCACUGAGACUGCUUUGGAGUCAAUUAAAGAGUUAGACAAAAAUGGCACCGAUAAAAAAGCAAAGCCAGAAACGAUAACGAGCAAUGAAUGCAAUGAAGCGCCACAUUCGUCUGGUCUUAAUUAUCGUACCACAUCACCUAAACAGAAAGAAGAACCUCCUUCAGAUGAUAAAAAUAAAUCAGAUGGAUACUACACUGACGUCAUUGAUUUUUACACAAAGAUACAAUGUAGCCCUAUUUCCCAAUUGGAUGGUGCUGCAGACUGGUCAGGCUCUGAAAGCACAUGCAGUUCCCGACCGACCAGUCCUCAGGAAGAUUUCACGCCGAUUCAACAGCUCGAUGGUGCUGAAGAUAAUCAUCUAGGUAAUGAUAACACAUCAAAAUGCCAAACAAACCAGUUUCUGUACAGGGCUAGUGGAUCCGAGAGCACAUAUACCGUGACUAUUGCCGGAAACUCCAUAAGUGGCCAACCAGAGUUAGUCAUGCGGCCUCUAGACGACAAUUCAUGCACAUCUGGACAGAUGGAACAAUUAGUAAGGUGUGAUAGAUGUCAAUGCACUUACCGAAAUAAAGAAUCUUACGACAGACAUAUUCCAUCAUGUGAUAUGAUGUCUACAAGUGAAAGUGAAAGUGAAAAUCCGAAAUCUCCUGAGAACAGAACAUUGACCACACUUCAAAACGCUUUUCAAGGUGCAUUUGCUCAACCCAUGAUAAUCCACGCAGGAGUAGUAAGCGGAACUGAUAAUACGGUAAAAGCAGAAGGUAUCUCUGCAAGACGAACAUCUAUUAAUACGAGGCAAAUAACAAUUAAUGGUACAAUUGUAGAAACACCUUCACCAGGUCCAACGAAUGAGAUGACUAUGACGAUUACGGAGCAAAUGAAGUCAGGCACUGUAAUAUUCGAUCAAAGUAAAACUACUAAUGUUCAAGUAUCUGCCAACCAACAAGUAUUAUCUUCACCGCAGAUAGUUGUAACACCGCAAAUGUUACUCCCACCUAAAACAAGUUCGGCUAGUGGGCAAAAGAUAAUGACUCCACAAUUGAUUACACAACAGGGUUUGAUUCCAUACAAUAUUUGCGUAAAACCAGGUACUGGCAAUGCAAAUGUUCAGCAAAUUCAAGGCAGUGAUAUGGCACACUUGUUUUCUGGAUCGGGAGGAAUUCAAGUAUUGUCGUCCAAUAAUCAAGUAUUGACGAUACCUUCUAAUCAAGCUGGAAAUAUUACACCUAUGAUCCAAAACAAGAAUCAAGUUACGAAUUUUCCUAAUAUGGCGAGUGCAUCAUCUAUCGCUCUACCGGUUAAUUCUAUUCAGGGAAUGCCUAAUGCUUCGAUCAUACAAAAUAUUCAGCCUAUGAUAAGACCACAAAUUCAAGGAAAUCCUACUAUUGUUGUACCCGCUAUGACAGCGCAAAGGCUAACGUCGCCGAAUGCCCAAACCAAACACCAGUUAAUCUUGCCAAGUACACCGCAGAAGUCGCCAAAAAAACAACCAACGCACAUGCAACCAAAACCAAUUUUUCAAGCCGCAAAUCGAGGCAGAGGAAGACCAAUUCCUAAACCAACCACCAAAAUAAGACAAACGAAAUUGGAGAAGACGUUUACAACGAUCAAUCAGUCUCCAUUGGGGCCAGGUAACACUGUCAUCCAGCUCCAAACAAACAAUCAGACAGGCCAGCCUUCAAUUAUUGUGCAACCAGUUGCAAAUCAAAACAUUAUGUCGGCGUAUGUCGAAGCAUUGUCUCAACAGCAGAAUCAAAAUAUGCAAUAUAUCGCAACUAUUGCACCUCAAGGAGAUUUCAAAACGGGACCAACACAAUUUAUAUCACAGAGCGGACUGAUGCCUCAAACAUUUCAAAUUCAACAAACUGAAUCUGGCGGAUUAGUUGCUGUGCCUAGUGGAGGUAUACCUGUGUUGUUACCUCAGGGAAACGUGGGCAUAUUACCGCAAGCCAUUCAACAAGGAGCUACGAUACUUCCUCAAGGAGCUAUUCAAACACAAGGCAUAAUAUCUCAGGGUCCCAACGGGCCGACGAUAUUACCGCAAGCCAUACAUACUCAAAACGGAGCUACGAUAAUACCUCAAGGAACUAUUCAAGGCCUGACCCCUGGCAAUAUAACAUCUCAAACUUUACAAACGGGGACUGUGGUACCUCAAAGUGGUAUCGGAAAUGGACAAACGACUAUAAUUCCGAACGCAUUAUCGUCCCAAGGAAAUACCAUAAUUACUUCUGGACCGGGCACGACAAUUCUUCCUCAAGGGACAAUAUUACCACAGUUUUGCAAUGAUCAGGUCAUUUUAGGAUCAGCCCCGACUCUGGAAAUGGUUACAGAUCCCUCUGGUUGCAUGUAUUUAACAACAACGCAACCUGUAUAUUAUGGUUUAGAAACUAUUGUACAGAAUACUGUAAUGUCAUCACAACAAUUCGUAUCUACUGCAAUGCAAGGCGUACUCGCACAGAACAGUAGUUUCUCUGCAACUACCACACAAGUGUUCCAAGCUAGUAAAAUAGAACCGAUUGUCGAGGUUCCCACCGGAUAUGUAGUCGUGAACAAUGUUGGUGAUACUGUAGUCACUUCAUCAACUCCAAAUGUUGUAACGGCACAAUCAGUUCAGUCAUCACCACAAGCUUUGAAAAAUGUCAAAACUUCUGUCCCUAAUUUGACAUUGCAACCUUUACCAGAUAAACAAUCUAAUAAUAACCGACAAACGCCAAAAGUUAUUCAAAUGAGCCCAGCUCCGCUAACAAUUGGAUCCCAACAAGGAACUAUAUUAAAUGGAAAACAAAAUUUGAAUCCAAUCACAUCUCAGAUACACAGUAUGACUUUGUCAAAUACGACACAAAGUUUGCAGAGGGUUAACAUUUCAAAACCUAAUAUCGUCUCUAUGUCUCCAAAUGUGACUCUCGUAUCAUCAAUAGGUCAACCUGUAAUGGCAAUUUCACAAACUAUCCCUAAUACUAUGUCGUUUUCUAUGCAGUCAAUACCUUUGUCACAGCCAAUCGUAUCAAGUUCAAUUGCACCAUCUACUAGCAAAAAUAACACAAUGAAGAUUGAAAACUCACACAAUAUGAUCGAAAUAAGUGGUAAUUUACAUGAUACCUCGAAUUGUUCCAGUCUACCAACGAUCAGUGUGACGCAGAGUAUUAAGUCGCCGACUCCAUGGCGAAACACACAAACAGAAAAUAAAUUAAACUCUGCCAUGAAUAUUCAUAAUAACCUGCUUUCUGGAAGGCAAAUGGCACAUACUGAACUUGGAAAAGACAAUCAGAACUGUUUGUUAUCAAUGAACAACACUGGAAAUUCUUUAAAUAAUAUCCAUCAAUUCGAGUCCAGUAUUAAUGCUAGCCAUCACUCUGCUCAUACCUCCAAUAAUGUAAUACAAAUUACAGCGGGAAAUAUUUACCCUCCCGCAUCAUCUAUGAAUAGUAAUUUCGACGCUGAUACAACAUUGAAGUUGAGUAAGAUAAAUGCACUUUCCAAGACUGAAGGAGGUCACUUGAAUUUCUCGCAGGAAAUAAUGGCAUCUCAUUCUCAACACAACGCACAAAAUGACAAAACCAAUUAUCAAAAUAUCGGUUCUAAUGAAAAUAAACAUAAUGAUAAUUUUCAAAAUCAAAUAAAUAUACACAAGUUGAGUAGUUGCCAAGUUCAAGGAAAUAUGAACAAUUCGCCAUCAAUAAGUAUCAUUCCGUCUAACAUGAUUAGACCGCAGAUGCAAAGUAAUCAAAACUCAAUGACUGUUUCUAAUAACCAAAAUCAAAUGUGUUCAGUUUCGAACAGUUCGUCACAUGGACAAGUACAGUUAAUGAAUUCUGGGAAUACCUCAAUGCAAAAUGUAAAUAUGUCAUGUCAAGAGCUAGCUAAUAAUCGAGUUAAUAUGAAUACGCCUAGCGAAAACAAUCAGCAGCAUGAUUUAACUAACACAUCUAAUUUGCCACAUGGUAGUAUGCAAAUGAUAUCACACGAUAAUGGACAGCAUACGUCUUCUAACCAAAUUCAUAUUAUGAAUGGACAGAUCCAACACAAUCGUCAUGUAGAAAAUAGCGGAUCAAUGCAACAGUUGAAUCCAGGACUCACUACCAGAUCCUAUCAUGAUAAUCUUAUUAGUGGUCAGCCAAGUCAUAACCAGAGCAAUAUGAUUUCUAAUCGAAGCACACCAGACAACAGCAACGCCUUGGGCCAGAAUGUUAGUAUGCACAAUAUUGGAAAUAAUCACAACAUGAAUCGUGCUGACCUGGGUGAGUUGAAUCACAUGCACAUGAAUCAGUCGUUAUCUAAUAUGAAUAAUAUGCAAAAUAAUAGAAUGAUGAUGGAAAACAUGCAGUCUCAUAAUAUAAACAAUUCUAACCACCAAAUUCAUUCAAAUAACAGAUCUAUGGAAUCUUUACAUAAUCAGCAAAUGCAUUCCAUGCAACAAAUAAAUCAUCACAUGACUGGUAAUAAUAGCCGUUCACAAAUCGAUAACAACUUGCAUAUGAAUCAACAAAUGACCAUGCAACAACAAAAUAGACAAAUGGAUAAUUCUAUACAUCAUCACCAACAUCAAAUGUCUAACAUGAUGCAGUUACAAAAUACUCGUCCUCACAUAGAUAAUACUUUGAUGGGUUUGCAUCAGCAUGUUUCAAAUCAAAUGCAUAAUAGACAACAAACAGACAACAAUAUGCACAUGCAUCAUAAUAUGUCUGGAAAUAACGUCAAUAUGGGCCUUGGUCAUCAAUUGGACAGUUCAACUGUUAUACCCAAUAUGCAUAGUAACAGACACGAUAAUAGUUCUAUGGCAAUGCAAAAUUUGAACACCAUGAAUCAAAUGCAAAAUAAUAGAAAUUCGAUGGAACAUAACAAUUUGAUGCAACAUCAGAUGAACAAUAUCAAUUCAAUGAAUAGCAUGAAUAUGCAUAAUAAUCUUAACAAUGCUAUGCAAAUGUCUAAUGCUAAUCAUCAAUCGCUGAAUAAUUCACUGAUGCAUAUGCCUAAUAUACCAGAUAUAAAAAAUGAACUCCAAAAUUCGUGCAGUGGCAGUUGUUCAAGUUCCACCAGCUCACAGUUUACUAACAAUCAGUCUUCGUUUGAAAUGUGUGCAAAUAUGAACACUAGUAAUAAUAUGAAUAUAAGCAACAAUGCAAACAUAAUGCAUGGUAUGAACGUAAAUAAUACAAAUAUGUCUAACAAUAUGAUGAUGAACAAUAUCAAUAACAGCUCUAUUUACGGCGCAAACAAUCAAAACUCUCUCAACGGUCACGAUUUGUUGAUGAGUUGCAAUAACUCUACAGAAGUAACUAAUCUUAUGUCGAAUUCCAAUCACAUGAUGAUGAACAAUUCACAAACUCAUACUACUAAUAAUCAAAAUCAAAUGUUGACGGGUCAAGUUUCAAAUAAUUCGCAAAUAAAUUUGAGCAGCUGUAGUAUGAAUGGGAACAACUUAACCCAAACGCCAAUCACUAAUAUGGAAAGCCAAAUAAACAGGACGAACAUGGCAGUAAACGAGCAACCUAAGUUUGUACAAGAACCAGCAAGAGGAAAAAAUAUCAUGGGGCCACCGCCUAACACAACAAUGCCUGUUAGCGACUGUGCUAAAGUUAAUGUAGUUGGGACUACCGAUAAACAAAAUCAUGCGGUUCCAGGCAAUAACCAAAUGGGUUUCAUGCAGAUGAAUUCACAAAGUAACAACAGAAUAAUCAAUCUACCAGAGAGAAAUAGACUGAACAAUACAAACGUCGAGAAUAAUAUGAGCCAGCAUGUACCACAGCAGCACAACAUACGCGUGGUAACAAAUAAUAGUAACAAUAAUGUAGCUGGAAUCUCUAAUGAUCCUUUGGCAUAUCAGCAGAAAAGUGAAAGUAGUACAAUGAUCAAUGUUCCUUUCCAAGCAAUACCCAAUAGCGCGCCUAUGAAUAUUAACGUAAAUUCGAGUAAUAAUACUGUUAAUAUAACCGUUCAAAAUAAUUUGGUCGAUCCGAAAAUCGCCACUAAGGCUGCAGCGGACUUGAACUUUCCAAUUCAAGCUAACAGUAAUUUACUACAAAAUCAAAGUAGUAGUAAUAACAUGAUUUGCAUACCUGUUAACAACAACAGUACCAUUAAUUUACCAACCCAGAACAGUUCUAGUAUAACUCUGCCAAAGGCUCCUCCUACUCAGCAAUCUGGUAUACCGACAAACGUUGUAAACCCUAUGACAAUGCGACCAAUGAAUAGAGUUCUGCCAUUACAUAGAGAUGGUCAAAGCAAAUCCACAAAGACUUCCGGCACCAAAGCUCCCACAGUACCUAAGCAAAGACCCGUGAGUCACGAUAUGCCGGAUUUAAAUAUUAAAGACGAGAGUAUUGAUAGUGACCUUGAAAAGGCGAUCGAAGAAUCUAAGAGAAUGCAAGUAAUAGAAAAAGCUAAAAGAGAAAAGGAAGAAAGGGACGCAGCUCGAGCCAUACAACUAUCCAAUGAAAUGCAACAAGCAAACACAAGUUCAGGUUCGUCUGCAAUUGCCGUUGCUCGCAGUGAAACCAUCGAAAAUAUUCCGAAAAUGACGUCACUGCCCAGUUUAGAUGUGAUAGAACCUGAACCGCCUAAAGUGCUAAUAGAAAAGGACACUAACAAAUCAGUACCGACUAAAAUGCCAAAUCCAUCGACCAAAGUUUUAAAACGGCCCUUAACAGAUAAAAAACCCGACACAGAGACAGUCGUUAUGAAGAAACAAACUAAAGUUGCGAAGGGGCAAGAGAACAAGCUAGCGCAACCGAAACAGGCGCCCGACCCACCAAAAGAUGAUGGCCCAAAACUCAUAUACGAGGUGUCCUCAGAGGAUGGAUUCAUCUAUUCCUCGUCGUCUUUAACAGAUCUGUGGACAAAAGUUAUAGAGGCUGUGCAGAACGCCAGGAAACAGGCCGGGCUGCCGCUCAUUCAAUACAACUUACCAUCUACUUUAUCUGGAGCUCAUUUACUAGGCUUAAAUAAUAACGCCUUGAGAUAUUUAAUUGAACAAUUGCCUGGGGCAAAUCGAUGCACGAAGUACAAGAUACGUCAAGAUCGUCCGUUGAAUAGCUGGGACAAUGAUUUGGAUCUGAGCGAAGGUUUCAAGGAGAGCCCGUGGGGAAGCGCACGCACAGGACCUGUGUCGAGGAAACAAAAUCAUGACAUGUUUAGUUGGAUGGCAUCUCCUUUCAGAGAGGAACCUCCGCCAUUUGGUGGGCAAGAGGGAGAAAGUUCCAUUUCAAGACGCUUGGCAACUUUGCCGCCGGCGAUGAGGUUUAGACAGCUCAAAGAGACUUCCAAGGCGUCUGUGGGCGUCUAUAGAUCACACAUUCACGGACGUGGACUGUUUUGCAAACGAGAUAUUGAAGAAGGCGACAUGGUAAUCGAGUACGCCGGCGAAGUGAUACGCGCGGUGCUGGCGGAUCAGCGCGAGAAAAACUACGAGGCAAUGAGCGGCCGCCGCGGCGUGGGCGGCUGCUACAUGUUCCGCAUCGACGACCAUCUUGUCGUCGACGCCACUCUCAAGGGCAACGCUGCGAGAUUCAUUAACCAUUCGUGUGAUCCUAAUUGCUACUCGCGCGUUGUUGACAUCCACGGCCACAAGCACAUCCUGAUUUUCGCUCUCCGACGGAUCACCAUCGGCGAAGAGCUCACUUACGACUACAAGUUCCCUUUCGAAGAAGUCAAAAUACCGUGCACGUGCGGCGCGAAGAAGUGCCGCAAGUAUCUCAACUGAGCAAUCAUACGAGAGUGAGUCAUUCGAUUGUGUCAAUUAUACUGGCUUUCAGAGCGAAGUGCGGUGUACUGAAUGAAAAUACUACUGAAGUGAUUACGUCACUUAAAUAUAUGUCGUUUUUUCGUGUAAAACUACCGUCUUUGCAGUGUUUUUGGGCCGCGUCUAGAUUGACGGACGCUGGAGUACCUAAAUACUUACUACUAGUCUAACUACACUAAUGUGCUUUCAGACUGUGUUUUAAAUUGUAUUUGAACUUGAUAAGGGUUAUGCGUCACGCAAUUUACUAAAGCAAUGCAUGCACUAUUGCGUGCACCACAUGAUUUGAUCCAUGUGCCAGCGAACAUGAGGCAUGUGUACAGGCAUACGUCUGGGUGGUUAGCGCGUGCGUCUAACGCAAGUUGAAAAUCUAGAUGGAAGAUCACGCGCACUAUUGUAGUUAGACCUAAUGUGCAGUAUAAUGAGUAAAAAAUGAGUUCUCACGCGCCAUUUUAACUUCAUGUGUCAAAUAUCAUAUCAAAAGUACGAUUUUAGUUCUAAUUUUAAAGGUGAACCGUACUUUUAAAAUGACAGUUGACCCAUAGAGUUAAAAUGGCGUGUGAGAAGUCAUUUUGUACAGACUAUACAUUGGUCGUCUACAAGAACAAAGGUAUGCGAUUGUCAACCUGGACGCGGCCUUAGUCUACGAGGUUUCCCGAGCAAAAACACUACAAUAUAAUAUAUCGGAUUAAUUACUAAAUAGCAUAAUAAUCAAAUAAGUACAUUACUGAUUUAGACGUAUUUUUAGAAGAACUAAGCGUUUGAUGAAGAAUAUAAAUGAAAUUUUAAGAGUUUGCGGAAUGUUAAGGUGUGGAAGGAAAUACUGGGUCGAGCACAAUUUUUUAUAUGUACAUAAUUAAGACAAUAAGUCCAAUUCACAUAUCGCGUUAUUCCCACCUCGUAUCUUGACAUUUUAGUGCCACUAGCGCCAAUGGUCACGGAAGUUUUCAUGAAUCUUGUUAUGAUCUCUUUAUGAAUCUACCCAGUGUUAGAAUUGUUGGAUUGUAAGGCGUGUUCACUUAAGAAAUCCAACUAUAUGUAUAAACGAGUAUGGCGACAUCGCCAAGCAACAUUUUGAAAAUCUCAAUCGUAAAUGCUGCCAUUCUAUCUAAAUAUCUGCAUGUAUCUAAAAAUUGGUUAAUUUAGAAAAACUGAUGUUUCUUAAAUGUUUGCUAUUUACGUAGGGUCAAACUGAAAACGGUCUAAAAAGCGGCUGACUCCCAAAAAUAGUUUAAAGAGUUAUCACCAAAUAAUAUGAGAAUUUAGGAAAACUGAUGUUUCUAAAAAAAGUUUGCUGUUUUUAAUUUGGCCCUAUGCCGAAUGAAAAACGCACUAAAACGUUUGUCUAAAAAGUUGGUAACUGCAAAACGUUGGUCCUAUGUUAACCUAGCAUUCUUUCUUAGAAAUAUUUUUGAAAAUUUGGCAAUAACUCAAAAGUUAAUUUUUGCAGUUAACCGCUUUUUAGAUGUAUGGUAUGUGGUUUUUUGGUGGUUAGAAUUUUUUAAGCGAACACACUUUAUAUUAUAUUGGUUUUAAUAUACUUAGAUAUUUCUUAUUUUGUGAUAAGUUUUUAUACAUUGUGUACAUAUUUUUUAAGUUGUAUCGUUUUAGCUAGGUCUGUUAGAGGUUCUUGAGCGGCUUUAGGUGUGGCUGUUGCGGCUAUCGUCAGCGCCUAAAGCCGCGUCCACUCUAAUAAAAAUUUGCGUUUGGUUUCGUGUACACCAAAAAAUAUUGUGUGGAUACAAAUUUUAGGACAAAAAGAAUUCCACGUUAAUGGAAAUUUAUGUUUAACACAAUAAUUUUUGGAACACGAUGCAUACAUAUAUGCAAACGUAGUUUUCUUUGUGUGGACGCGGCUUAAUAUUGAUGUGAUAUGCGUAAACCCAAGUCGGGAUAAGUGAACGGUUAGUGCGUAGUAUAUUUGUUCCUCAUUUGUUCUAUUUCUCCUCUUGUGAUCAGUUAAGUCUCGACUAACAUAGCGGCGUACGUGUACAUAGAUGGAAAUUAGUUAUUAAUUAAGAUAAAUAAUACAUUCGAAUGAAGGGUAGCAAAGUUACAGUACAAUGUUACUUUUUUUUUGUAAUUUUAAUAAGUAUUGUAUAGCUAAUUUGUAAAUAAGAGAAAUUAUCUGUCAUAAUAAUGAGUUUAAGCGACAAAUCGUUUUAUCGUAGUCAUAGCGGUAGGGUGUACUUUAAAGGAACAUUACAUACAUCAUGUACAUAAUAAGUUAUUGGGUGUGCGGGUUAGGUCAGAACAGGUUGUUUUAACGGACGGUUUAAAUGAGAUGCCGACACACUCCCGGCCGGAACGAUUUAACACGAAAAUGCACAUAAUUAGCUUUAAUAUUUGUUUCAACACGCCUUGAGUUUAAAACUAAAACAUUAAUUUAUAUUAAAAGUACCAAUUUUUUAAUUUUUAUUUUCUAAUAAAAUACGGUUUUCGUGUGAUUUUAUUUUUAUGUGUAGAGAAAUAGAAUUUAACGCAUCACAGUGUCAUCACAGUUUUUAUAAAUUUUAAGUACCAGUGACUUUUGAAAUUUUCACAAUUCUAGUUAAUAAUAAUAAUAUUAGAUGCAGAACCGAAUGCGAAACUAGUUUAAGACCGAACAGUAACUGCAUCUAUUAAGCAGUAUUAACAUAUUCUAUAGGUGAACCAGUAAAACCGUUUAAAUGAUAGUUUUAGUAAUAAAAAUACAUUCUGUACAGCUGGAACUGCACUGAUUACUUCAUUUACU